This is a messenger RNA of Myotis brandtii (Brandt's bat), 1588 nucleotides long. It is a transcript of the gene MYOD1, whose product is annotated as myogenic differentiation 1. The coding region runs from base 205 to 927 and encodes 240 amino acids. NCBI's taxonomy places the organism in Eukaryota, Metazoa, Chordata, Mammalia, Chiroptera, Vespertilionidae. Gene Ontology annotation, molecular function: protein dimerization activity; DNA-binding transcription factor activity, RNA polymerase II-specific; RNA polymerase II cis-regulatory region sequence-specific DNA binding. The record is from RefSeq and is a predicted model, not a curated record. Gene Ontology annotation, biological process: muscle organ development; regulation of transcription by RNA polymerase II; positive regulation of myoblast differentiation. The transcript has 5 exons.
CCAGGGCACUGCCGCCACUUUCCCGGGUGCCCGUCAGGCCGGACCGGAUAGGGCAGGGUGGGGGGUGAGCGGGUAUACAUCUAGACCCCCAGCACUUUGCUCUCACACGGCGCCCGGCCGGGGCUCCAGGGUGGGAGAAAGUUUAGGGCAACCCUUGCCGCUGGGGUUGGGCAAACCCUGGACUGCGCCUCCCCGGGCCGAGAUAUGGAGCUGCUGUCGCCACCGCUACGCGACGUAGACUUGACGGGUCCCGACGGCUCUCUCUGCAACUUUGCUACAGCGGACGACUUCUACGAUGACCCGUGUUUCGACUCCCCGGACCUGCGCUUCUUUGAGGACCUGGACCCGCGCCUCGUGCACGUGGGCGCAUUUCUGAAACCUGAGGACUCCCACUUCCCUGCGGCUGUGCACCCGGCCCCCGGCGCCCGCGAGGACGAACAUGUGCGCGCGCCUAGUGGGCACCACCAGGCGGGCCGCUGUCUACUCUGGGCUUGCAAGGCGUGCAAGCGCAAGACCACUAACGCCGACCGCCGCAAGGCUGCCACCAUGCGCGAGCGGCGCCGCCUGAGCAAAGUCAACGAGGCCUUCGAGACGCUCAAGCGCUGCACGUCUAGCAAUCCUAACCAGCGGCUGCCCAAGGUGGAGAUCCUGCGCAACGCCAUCCGCUACAUCGAGGGACUGCAGGCGCUGCUACGCGACCAGGACGCCUGCUCCGACGGCAUGAUGGAUUACAGCGGCCCCACCAGCGGCGCCCGGCGACGGAACUGCUACGAUGGCUCCUACUUCAGCCAGGCGCCCAGCGAACCGAGGCCCGGGAAGAGCGCUGCAGUGUCGAGCCUCGACUGCCUGUCCACAACCCCUACCCCCGAUGUUGCGCCGCAGUGCCCCGGGGGCGCGAACCCCAACCCGAUCUACCAGGUGCUCUGAGGGUGUCGACGGCCCGUGUGGAAGGACGACGCUAUCCACCGCCCGAGGGAUGGUGCCCCUAGGGUUCCCUCGCGCCCAAAAGAUUGAACCACUGCCCCCAAUCGCGCUUUAAAAGCGACCCCUCGCGAGGGAGGAGAGGCGGGAGAACUGACGUGUUUCCGCCUUUGUACCCCAGAGCAAGGACACAGUCCUUUUUCCCCCACGCAGCACCCUUCCCUGAGACCCACUGCGAUGACCGGUCUGUGUUCCUCCGUGGGCCAGAGCUGAUCCUAGAGGGGCCAGGCCCUUCCUCUUCCUCACCCCUUUGCCGCAUGGGUGGGACUCGCGCAGACCUGGGCCCCAACCCAGACGCCCAGGUCCCUUAUGCGGUCCGUUGUCGGUCGUGGCCUCUCCUUUCGUGAGCCCUGGAGACAUCAGCUCUUUCCCACCCCCUGCGCGCCGAGCUCCCGUCCCAAGUGUAACAAGUGUAACGGUAACCUCUCCCACUCCCUAUUCAGGACCACUUUUUGUAAUACUUUUGUAAUCUAUUCCUGUAAAUAAGAGUUGCUUUGCCCGAGCAGGAGCCCCUAGGGCUGUAUUUAUCUCUGAGGCAUGGUGUGCAGUGUGAAAGGAACUUUGUAUGUUUAUACCAAAGGGGGGCGAGCCGCUGGCCUCGCUCAGG